Messenger RNA from Cataglyphis hispanica, 6641 nucleotides. RefSeq lists its product as uncharacterized. NCBI's taxonomy places the organism in Eukaryota, Metazoa, Arthropoda, Insecta, Hymenoptera, Formicidae. The record is from RefSeq and is a predicted model, not a curated record. The transcript has 4 exons. Gene Ontology annotation, cellular component: membrane. The coding region runs from base 2268 to 3716 and encodes 482 amino acids.
UAAUCAAUUUCUUCAGAAUCAUUCAGAAUUGAUUCGAUUAGAAAUUAAUUUUUCACCCUGGAGUCAUAUUUUUUAUGGUAAAAAAGAUAAAAAUAGUAAAUAAGAUCAUCUUUGAAAAGAACAUCUCUUUAAAAAAACAUAGUUGAAUUUGAAAAGAGGCGCAUUCCUCUGGUCUGUAAUGAUUUAAUUACACGUCGAGGAUUUGCUUCGGGGUGUUACGUAGUUGAGAGCACUUGAGACAGACAAUGCAAAGACCUACAAAGACCUAUCUCCUCUGUGGUAUCUAAGCUGUGUUUACACUUCCGCUCUCUUUACCCCAUUCUUCUAUACAACAACUGUGUAUAACUGUGUGAUGCAUAUAUUUUUUUUCAUUCUUUUUCUUUCUCUUUCUAUUUCGCAGUUCUAUCACGUCCGGUAGUAAUAUACAGCCGGACAUUCGUAUCUCUCUCUCUUCUACUCAACUCUAUUUCUAUAUACUCAACGCUGUAGUUGAAGAUCCGCGCACCCCUCGCAAACAAAAGCCUCAUCGAUCAAACAUACUAUAUUCCUUGAAGAUGAUUCUAUAUUCAUUUUAUGAAUAAGCAAGUUUCAUUGACUCCUUUUUGUAAUAAUAACGUAGAAUAAUAAUUUAUUGCGCUGAUCUACGAAGAGCAAUCAUAGACCGAAGUAGAGCUCGCUUUUCCUAAGAGCGAUUGUCCGCCCUUGCUGACUUUCCCUUCGUAUCUUUCCUCUAUUUAUUUCUCGAACGACGGCGCCUUUUCGAGUCCCACGCCAUCAUUUGUCGCCAGUCCGGUUGCCUAUCUCGGGCGCUGUCCUCGACUAUCUUCCGGUUCGCAUAUCCUCGGCGCCGUGUUGACGAGAUAGAUAGAAGAUAGAAAGAGUAUAUGAUAUAGAUAGCUAGCUAGUUAGUUAGGUGGGUGGGUAAGUAAAUAAAUAGAUAGAUAGAUAGAUAGAUAGAUAGAUAGAUAGAUAUAGAUAGAUAGAUAGAGGGAGGGAAGAGUCGCGUGCGUCCUCUUGUAACGCAUAAUAUUGUCUCAUGCGCCGGACGAGAAACGUCGAGCAUCGUAGCCGCGGCGUCGCGACGCUCGCGGACAAGCUCUCGACUCUGCGUGAUUCGUGGCAGUGAGUGUCAGCGCAUCGAAGCGUCGUACAAGCGACAUGCGCUACGGCUGGCGGCGGCCUUGUCAAGUGUCGACUGCGAUCAGGAGGACGGUGAUCAGAACGGAGAGGACGACGCGACAAGGAUACUAUCAACGCCGGUAGAAAAAAAAAAGUCGAGAAACGAAGACGUCGUCGAGACGCUGGUGGUGAAAGGUGUUGCGAGUACGAGAGGACGCAUGACGAGGAAAAGAGGGUGACUGGCAUGAACGACGUGGACGACGUUGCCGAGGACUUUCGUGGCGAUGCCCGUGGAAGUAGCGCUACGAACUACACGAAAACGAAGACGACGAAGACGACGAUUACGUUCCUCGUGUACGCCCCGACCGCCGUACGGUCGACCUGAUCGACGACACCCGGUCGUAACGAUUCGCGAACUAUCGCGCAGCGAUCCGCGUGCAUGUAGGUGCCGAUUAGCUAUGUGCGAAUUUGCGUCGUAGAAGGCGCAAUCCGAGGUCAAUAAUAAAACGUGAAGAUUUGAGAUUCUUUUCGAGUGUUUUAUGUGCUAUCUGCACAUAUAGGAGAAAUCAGAUCAUUUAUUAGCUCUCGGAUGAAAAGACUUCCUAACGAAGAAAAGGACUUUCUUUGAUGACAAGAAUCUCCUCUGAAGAAAGAAUUUUGCCUAGGCAAAAAUUUUUGUCGAAGACAAAGAUCAUAAAGACACUGAGCUUCUUGUAGAAAGGCUCUCCUCUUUAACAUCGUGCGUGCCUUUCAGCUCGAAGAAUCUUAUGCAGAGGUAUCUAAUGGAUUUUAUAAACCGGGAUGGAAGAUCGUCCACGGUUACCGGAAGACGUCCAAAGACGGCGCUUAACGUACACAACGAUUUAAAGUGCGCGUGACACGAGGGGAAUCAUGAACGUUCCCACCAACGGCCUUUCGGUGCGGCGAUGCAGCACGACGUGCAUCGCGUGAUUCGCGCCAGUUUCAAGUAGAGGAUCGGCCUCCUCCUUCUCCUCUUUCUCCUCUUCCUCCCUAACGUCGUAAGUACCGCGGCGGCGGCCACCGCUAACGGUGCAACGCGCUAGCCCCGUCUCUCCCUCUCAAACCCCCAUAUUCGCGGGGGUACAAUCCUUACGACGAGGACACGCACACCAGGGUGGCACGAUAGUAUGACGGUGAUGCUGCUGCAACGUUCAGUCACCCCGCAGUCGACGCACAGCCAAAAGACAGCGACGAAGGACUGCAGCGCGAAACCGCCCUUUCUCUUUCUGCUAGACGAUCGUGAGGAGCAUCGGCACUCGACCGAUACCAACACCACGACUACUACAAAUAACAACAAUAACAAUAAUAAUAAUAAUAACAACAAUAAUAAUAUCAACAAUAAUAACAACGUCUUCAAGAGGGGCGACGCCCGGAGGAGCAGCAGCCACGAUUGCGUCGCCGACGAGGCGCCGUCGUCGGUGACGUCCCAACGACUCGCCGGCGGUGGUCAGGACGUCGCAAUGCGAUAUUACCGUCUCUGGAUUUACGCCUGUAACCUGGUGUUGCUCGGUAGCGCGGUUGGCUUCGCCGCCGCGGUGUCGCAGACUCUCUUAUUCACCGGCGACCCACGCCGGUACGUGGUGCCAGGUGUACCUCGCGUCUACGAUCCCACCGCACUCUACGGCUAUCUGGCAUUGGCGGCACAGUUAGGCUUGGUGCAAUUGCUCGGCUGCAUCGCCGCCAGACGGCUCAGUGCCCGGCUGCUUCACUUCUACUGGAUACUGCUGCUGGUACUGCUGUUCGGCGACGCCGUAGUAGGCGUCGCUUGGAUUUUCCGUUUCGAAAAGAUGCGCACCGAUCUCAGGCCCACGCUCAGACUGCGUUUGCAGGUAGAUUACGGUAAGGAACCGCGAUUCAGCGAGCAGUGGGACCGACUUCAACGAGAGUUUGAGUGUUGCGGAGUAACUGGACCCAAGGAUUUCUCAAAUUCCCGCUGGCCGCAAACUUGUUGCGAACCAAGUCUGAAUGCGAGUGAGCCCUGUCAGAGUCCGUACGGACGCGGUUGCGAGGAGUCGCUUGUACGCUGGCUUAGAAAAACAGCGGAUCUGCUGUUCGUCCUAGGUUUUUGCGUGAUCGCAUUCGCCAAGCUCUGCUUCCUCGGAAUAUUACGCUACGAGAUACGGGAGAUGAUACAGAAGAUACGUUUGCUGAGGGAACCGCCGCCGCCGGCUACGCCAUUUGCACAACCGCCCUUCUGCCAAGUGCUGCCGGAAACCGCCAAUAACGGCAGUAUCGCUAGACGCACAACGCUGCCUAACGCGGUCAUACCUUCCGGCAACGCAUCACUGUUGCUGCAGUCAGACGAAUGCAAUACCGGCCGGCAUCCCUUGCUGGCGAACAAUCUACAGGAUGGCGGCGCCGACAGCGACACCAACAGCCAUUGCGCGCUGAUACUGGAAGAAUCGACACCUACUUCGGCCAACAACCACAACAAUUGCACGACUGGCGGCCGCGAAAAGAGCAACGGCAACAACAACUACGAGAUGCGUGAGUUUAAUCGCAGAUUGCUGCUAUCAAACGGCGCCAGUCCGGGAACAGGCGUAACGGUAACGAGCAGUCAGAGUAAGCGUACCUGACUAUGGAGAUGGUGGCUAAACACCUCGAAUCGUUUCCUAUACAGGAGCAAUAGGCGGCAUGCCGACAUAGCGCUAUAUAAAUAGAACAACAACGUAUAUACACAUACUCUCUCAGGCGGUUUAGUUUCUUUCUUAAGAGAAAGUAAAACAUACAGCGAGCUACUGGCUGGCGCGAGUCCAACAGACGGUGGAGGAAACGCUGUCGUCAUCAUUGUGUCGAUUAGAUCGGCGAGAGUGAAAGGGUUGACAACCACUGCAUAACUUGUCUCUUAUAGCUUGUCCCCUUUUACCUUUAAGUCUGCCGAUUCGCGGUAGUGUGCGCUUAACAUAGUAACACUAAGAAAGACCGUGGCGACAGACGUUGACGUUGAACGCUGAAACACAUGAGAGACCAAGAGCAUUCACGAAUCGAUAUCACGAUGGAAUUAUACAUUAAUGAAAGACCAAAUCAAAACGUAUAUACAGUAGUAAGAAUAUCUCCGUUUUGUAAGGCGAAACUCGCGAAGGGAAGUUUGAAUUUACGAAGAUCGCGCAAAAAUGAAAUUCGAUCGAUUUUAUGCCAUCGAAAAGAAUGAGGCUGAUUCGGCACGUUGCCCUAUGAUUCCUUAAACGAGUGGCUCACCCCGCGUGAAAGACAGUCGAAGAACAGUUCUAUUUAUGGUUCGUAUUCUCGCAGUCAUAUGCUAAUUUUGCCAUCGUCGACGUCGAGAGUUAUAAAGAGUAGAUACAUACUAAUUUUAAAUGACCGUUAGAGACUAUUUUCCUUAGUCUUCUGACUUUUAUAUUCCUACUUUUCCUAUGUAAGCUUUCGCUAUAUUUGUGUGCAUUAUAUCGCGGGUUGCUCAUCAACUGCCCUGAACUCUCUUCGCAAGUAUAUACCUUAUAUGCAUGUCCUUCCGUCCUCGCGGUCGGCGUAACUACUUUUGUAGAAUUAUUUUUAAUCGUGAAAAUUAUCUUACGCUUCCCAUCCGAGUAAAACACAUCAUUGAUCAUCUCAUCAAUGUACCGGAUAUCGUUUAUCGUGUCGUUUCUCAUGCGAUAUUAAGUCAUACAAAUCAUGCUGGUAGUAUAUCAUAAUCGGGAGAGUAAUUAUCAUCAUUUGUAAAUAGUACAUGAGGUUUUUGUUCCGUAUUUACAUUUCGUUGUCCUCGGGUUGACAAUUCUGCGAGUUAAUUAAAAACUUUGAGUUAGUAAUUGGGUAUCUCCCAAAUCUGAUAUAUCUUGAUAUAUCUUUUGUAUCUAGGAUAUAAACGCAUUAUCUCUAUAGAGAGCAUACAGUUCCAUUUUCUUUCUUUCUAUUUUAUGUCUCAAAAAUGUUUAAAAGAUCUCUCCCAAUCUUUCAAAUAUUUUUGAAAUAUCUUUUCAAUUUGCGAUGUCUUUGUCAGUAAGUAUUAUAUUAAUAAAUAUUACAUUAACACAAUGUUCAAAAAGGAAACAAUUUAAUUAUUAAAAAUAAUAACCAACGCUAAUCGAUGUUGUCCAAAUUCCAAAAGAAAAACUUGCGAUUCAAGACUUGUUAAUAGCUUUUGUUGUUCAAAAAGAAACUUGAAACUUUUUAUACGCAUUCGUUUCUCUUUAAUAAUAAAGACAACCUGUGUAUCUGUCUAGACAAGGUAACUGCGCUUCUCGGGAACGUUGCCGCCUGAUGAAUUAUUGAACCACGCGACUAUACUCGUGAAGUUCUAUAAUUCUUUACCUUUCUUAGACCUUUAAGGAUAAUUACGAGAGAAUAUUAUGAUAUACUGCCAAAUUGAUUCUCCUCCCCCAUUACCGAUAAAAUGGAUGUAUAUCUAUUUGGAUAAACCUUAAACAAGGAAAGUUCGUUUAUUUUCUUCGUUAAUGAUAUAAUAGUAAAAGAGAACAAGAGAGAGAAAGAAAAAGAAAUAUUUCCAAUAUGUAAGCGACGAUUAAACAAUUCCUAAUUGCUUUUACAUAUAUACAUUUAAAAAAUACGCGUCAUGCAAGUAGCUUGUACUGAUUUGUUCUUCGUAAUUCGACCAUCAUUAUUGAGCUAAAAUAAAAACGUAGAACGCAGAUAUUAUUUCAUUUUCAUCUUUCGAAUUUGUUUCUCUUUGCAUGCCUCAUCAGCUCUUUUGCCUCAAUAAUGGAGAUCCAUCUUAUAAUCGAUAAAAAUUUAGGAUACUAAAUCGAAAUAAUUGGCUUCCUAGUUAGGCUUAAAGGAAUCUUAGGGUUAUAUAUCUACUGGAGAUGUAAUGAUAAGGGAUAUAUAUAUAUAGAGAGAAAGAGUAGACAGAUUGUAUAUAUCGACAUAUAAUAGAAAUAAUACUACGUGUCGAUCGUCUGCUUAAGGAAAAACCGAGACAUUAUCUGUUAACUGUUCGAAGUCAUGCGCGCGUCUCUGUCAUGCUAAUGAACGGGACACUUUACGUUAAUCUAUCUGUCGCAGUUGGAUUUAUGUGUAUCGUGAAAUCUGAUGUUUCACACAUCUCCAAGUAUAAUUACACUAGUCUGGACAACAGGGUAAUUAUUAAUCACGAAAGAUUAUCUGAACAUUCUUAGGCCACUAUUAGCAAUGUGAAAUAUUGCGCGUUGUCGCGAUAAGAUGUAAAGUCGAUCCCUUCGAUAUCUUUUCAGUGUUUAUUGACAAUGCACAAGUCCGAUCAUUCUUUCUUAAUCAGACCAUCGAAUUAUCGUUGAAUGUAAUAAGCUAAUAAUAACGUCAAAAAGCUUACACCUCGCAGACACACAGCCUCUGCCACUGAAUGUAUAUAAAGAUGUUAUAUACAAGAGAUAGAUUAAUCUUUUUUUUAAUUAAUUAGUCAAAUGAAAAAUACGUUCGAAAAAAAAUGUACGAAACUUAUAUCAUACUUUGAAUCACAUACAAAAAAAAAAAAUAUUUAAAUUCGCUUCGGUUCUCAUAUUAAUGUAUUAUCUACUACAAAAAAAAAGAAAAAGAAAAAAGAA